UCCAAAAAAACCUCCAAAUAUCCUUUGGACAUACCUAUAAAAAUAAUUCUACCUCAAUCCGUGGCGCUGAGAACUGAAUUAUAAUUUACAGUGUAGCAAAUCUUAUAUGCGUACAGUUAAAAAUUUGCAUGUGACAGUAGUUUGAUUUUUUUUAGUUAUAAAAUUUAGUCUACAAUUUAGCAUUUAAAAAUAUAUAUAUAAAAAAAAAAUGUCGAAGAAUCAAGAGAUAGAAUAUUUUGAUUUACACACAGUUCAUAGUAAUUUUGAUCGUUCUCUCGUUGAAGAAGAUGAUGUGGAUAUUAAAGCAUAUUUGGACGCUUACCAUGAGUUGUUCAAAUUUUUUCAACUUAUGGGCAGUGUCUUCAGUUUUGUGUCUUCUGAUUUAAAGCAAAAAAUUGAUGUUUUACAAGAGCUUCUCGAUAAUGAUCAAAACAAUUAUCAAACAAUUAAAACAAUGAUUGAACAUGAGAAAGGUAAUAAUUUAUUGGAGAAAAAAGAUUUUGUCAGUGGUGCUAGAACUUUUUUACGACUUCAUAGAGGUUUAGACUUUAUUUCUGAAUUUCUCAAGCAAAUGGGUGAAUUGUCAGAUUCAGAGAAAACUUCAACUUGUUGCCAAAAUGCCUAUAAUAAAACUUUAGCCAAACAUCAUCCGUGGGUUAUUAAAAAAGCUGCCGUUGUUGCUAUGUAUACAAUGCCAACUAGAGAAAAUUUAUUUAAAAAGGUUUGCGGAGAGCAUGUCGAAAAAAAUAUAGAGGUACUCCCAAAAACAUUGGAAGUAACAUCAUUGGUAUUUUCUCGAACCCAUAGACUCUAUGAAAUGCACGAGUUGCACACACUGCCAUAAUGAUGGUGAAAAAUUUUUAAAAAAAUUUUUUUGUUUUUUGUAUACCAAAGGACACUUUUAAAAAAAAGAUACACAUUCCGUGAAUCGUGUGAUAAAAAAAUGCAUAAGAAUUUAUAUACAUUUUAAUUUUUGGAGUUUAUGUUUUAUUUAUUUAAAAUCAUUGUUUGAUAUUAUACCACUUAAGUAUUGGAUUUUUUUUUAAAAACAUACUUUAAUUAUUACGACUGAAUGUAUUUUAGUGCAAUUAUUAUUAUUAUAUAUAUAUGUAUAAAUCUGUUAUAUUUAUUGUGGUGUCAAAUAUGCCUUCUAAAAAAAUAUAUAUAUACACACAUGAA
This is a messenger RNA of Leptopilina boulardi, 1179 nucleotides long. RefSeq names its product ceramide-1-phosphate transfer protein. Gene Ontology annotation, biological process: ceramide transport; intermembrane lipid transfer. The transcript is spliced from 4 exons. Gene Ontology annotation, molecular function: ceramide 1-phosphate binding; ceramide 1-phosphate transfer activity. Bases 209 to 844 code for a protein of 211 amino acids. The record is from RefSeq and is a predicted model, not a curated record. Gene Ontology annotation, cellular component: cytosol; membrane; cytoplasm. NCBI's taxonomy places the organism in Eukaryota, Metazoa, Arthropoda, Insecta, Hymenoptera, Figitidae.